Messenger RNA from Bemisia tabaci, 1078 nucleotides. RefSeq lists its product as uncharacterized. NCBI's taxonomy places the organism in Eukaryota, Metazoa, Arthropoda, Insecta, Hemiptera, Aleyrodidae. The record is from RefSeq and is a predicted model, not a curated record.
AUUUACACCUGGACAAACAUUAAAAUUUAGCCCAUGUUUUUGAAACCAAAUCAUUUCUCCGGCCGGAGAGAGGAACAGAGUCCAUGCGAUGUUUUCACGGAUACCUGGAUUUUUGUGCGUCGCUGCGGUACUCAUCUCCUCAUCAUGGCGCGCAACUCAAGAUGUAAACUGCGAGAAUUUACCGGAGGACAGUUCCCUUUCACGGCGAGCUGCAGCGGCUUCGGAUUACUGGUCGAUGGCCUCCCUGGCCACCCUGGCGCAAGGCACCUUGCCGGGGAUCACCAAUUCGAUGACGUCAGCAACGGAGAUUGCCAACGCCAUGUACAACAACCCAGAGUUGCAGACCUUGUUCAAGGAAAUGCCGAAUCUGAUGGACGAGCUCCGGAAUUUGGACAAGGAGCAGAUAUCCAACUUGAUGUUCCUUUUCCAGCUCUAUAAGUCUAUUCCGCCGCCUCUGGUCAAGUUCUUCCACAGCGUCAUCUCGAAGAUCAAGUCGAUCGCACCCAUGGUUCACGACUUGGCCAAGUUCAACAUCGCCGGCGAACUCACCACCUACGUCCAGUCGGUCACCAAUCCGGUCAAUAAUUGGUUCUCGACCAUCGCCAAAUACAUCCCGAAAAAUUACCGAAGAGCUCUUCAGGCUCCGGCUUGGGGGACGGUAGCGAACACUGUGGGGGGAAUCCUGAUGAAGAAUAUAGGGGUCCCGCCGCCCCUGAUACCACUCAACUUACUGCAACAAGGUUUGACGCAGCUCGCGACAUCGUAUAUGAAUCAGAAUUUGCAUAUGCCUACAUUGCCGCACUUGCCGAAAUUACCUGGAGGAAGGAUUGAAUGGGUACCUCUCAAAUCAGUUCUUUCACCAAGAAGACACAAAAAACCCAAGCCGAAACCUAAGCCGAAACCCAAGCCAAAACCUAAGCCUCCCUCGCCUCCACCACCGCCCUCUCCACCUUCUCCUCCAGAACGCAGAUAAAGUCUUCUGGACAACAACCCUCCGUUGCGAAAAGAUAACUUUGGCCUGUUCCUAAAUAUUUGUUCAAGUCAAAUAAAGCCUGAGAAAUUGGUUUCUUAUACUGGA